AUGGAAGUUGCGGAUACUGUCAUGGAGGAUGCUGUGGACACUGACAUGGAGGAUGUUGUCAUUCCUCUGGACCUGACACUUCCAUCGACUCCACGAGCUUCUUCUGUACUCGUUCCGAUGCCGUCUCACCCAGAGACCCCGUUGGCUUCUUCUCCCCUGUCUGUACCUCAGGUUGUUGAACCUCCCUCUCCGUCCUCCUCACCCGCUUCGUCGCGACUGCUGUCUUCUCGGACUGUCAUUGAAUAUAUCUCUGACUCCGAAGCUUCAGUUUCAGGGGAAGAUUACAGAACUUCUUACUAUGAACGUCAUCACGAUAACUUUGACUGUUCAGAUGAUGAAGACUAUAUUGACAAACCUAUAAAGAAAAGAAAAGCUAUUACUGGAAAACUUCGUAGAAGAUCAGAAGUACUGUCUGAGGAUGAAACUGAACCUUCUAAGAAGCAGAAGAAGCAGAAUGAGCCAGACUCCUCACUUGUUGUCAGAGGAUCUGCCAAUUUCAUGUCGCAUGCUUAUGUUGUAAGCGCAAAGAAAGACGGCGUGCCAAUUACAUACAAACAAGCCAUGCUGAGCAGAUGA
Debaryomyces fabryi is the source of this 576-nucleotide messenger RNA. RefSeq lists its product as uncharacterized. Lineage: Eukaryota; Fungi; Ascomycota; Pichiomycetes; Serinales; Debaryomycetaceae. The transcript has a single exon. Bases 1 to 576 code for a protein of 191 amino acids. The record is from RefSeq and is a predicted model, not a curated record.